Messenger RNA from Tetranychus urticae (two-spotted spider mite), 2116 nucleotides. It is a transcript of the gene Ns2, whose product is annotated as nucleostemin 2. NCBI's taxonomy places the organism in Eukaryota, Metazoa, Arthropoda, Arachnida, Trombidiformes, Tetranychidae. Gene Ontology annotation, cellular component: nucleolus. Gene Ontology annotation, molecular function: GTP binding. The record is from RefSeq and is a predicted model, not a curated record.
AAAAAUUUUUCUCUCUGUUUCUGCAUUUAAUUUACACACGUGUUGACUUUUUUUUGUAUUUAAUUUAAUUGCUUUAAUUAAGCAAUUGUUUUGUGUUUAUGGGGUUUUUUAUAUUAUAAGUUAUACUAAUUUAUUGAAUUUCAGUUUGUUUUGAUUGUUCCAAGAAUGGCUAAAACUAGGAAAUCGGAUAAAAAUACACCUACUCGGAUCGGUUUACAAAAGGGUAACCAUUCUCUUAACCCUGAUCGUCCUAGGGAUCCUAAUCAAACACAUUUACGAGAUAAAGCAACUAUCAAAAGACUUUUGGUUUAUAAAAAUUGUAAACCAAUAAGGAAUAGGAAAGGUAAAAUUGUGAAAGCUGCUCCGUUUCAAGACUGGCUUCCAUCGGGAAGUGUAUCUAGAAUUGCUCCAAAUCAGAAAUGGUUCAACAAUACCAGGACAAUCACUCAAACAGCUCUACAGUCUUUCCAAGAUGAAUUGGGAAAAGUUAUUAAUGAUCCUUACCAAGUUGUUAUGAGACAAACCAAUCUGCCAAUUACUCUUUUAAAUGAGAAAGCAAAGAAUACUAAUGUUCAUAUUCUUGAAACUGAAACAUUUUCUAAUACCUUUGGUCCAAAGUCUCAAAGGAAAAGGCCUAACCUCAAAAUAUCUGAUUUAUCUGAAUUGGUAAAUGCUGCUCAGAGCAAAGCGACGGAAUAUAAACCUGAAGAGGACAAAGAUUUGCUUAGUGAAGAAUUUAUACCAAAGGAUGAGCAGAGAGAAGCAAUAAUGAAGAAAGGUACAUCAAGACGUAUCUGGGGAGAACUUUAUAAAGUAAUUGACUCCAGCGAUGUGAUCAUAGAGGUUUUAGAUGCUCGUAAUCCACUUGGUACAAGAUGUCAACAUGUAGAGAAGUUUUUGAAAAAAGAGAAGCCGCACAAGCAUCUUGUGCUUCUGUUAAAUAAGUGUGAUUUAGUACCUGUUUGGGUGACACAAAGAUGGGUUACUAUACUAUCGCAAGAAUAUCCAACGAUGGCCUUCCAUUCCUCUAUUAAGAACUCUUUUGGUAAAGGUGCUUUAAUUAACCUAUUACGACAAUUUGGUAAACUACACAGUGACAAAAAACAAAUCAGCAUUGGGCUCAUUGGAUAUCCAAAUGUUGGUAAAAGUUCUGUUAUCAAUACACUCAGAGCCAAAAAAGUGUGUAAUGUUGCGCCUAUUGCUGGAGAGACGAAAGUUUGGCAGUUCAUUACUUUAAUGAAAAAAAUAUUUUUAAUUGACUGUCCUGGAAUUGUUUAUCCAACUAGUGAUAGUGAUACAGAAAUUGUUUUGAAAGGUGUGGUGAGAGUUGAAAAUAUCAAAGCCCCAGAAGAACACAUUGGUGAAGUCUUGAAAAGAGUGAAAAAGGAAUAUAUUGUCAAAACAUAUAAAAUCGAUGAGUGGGAAAGUACUGAAGAUUUUCUUGAAAAGCUGUGUCGACGUACUGGAAGGUUGCUGAAACGUGCUGAACCUGAUAUAUCAACAGUCUCCAGAAUGGUACUCAAUGAUUUUCAACGUGGUAAACUUCCUUAUUUCGUUAAACCUCCAACUCUUGACGGAACAAAUGAAGAGAAAUCAGAUAAAACUGAAACUCAAGAAUCUUCAGGUGAAAAUGUAACAACUGAACCUUCAGAAAUUUCAAUCGUUAAACAAAAACUUGCUAAGAUUCAGGUUGAGCCUGAAUUCAGUGGAGACGAUGUUAAAACAAUAGAAGAAGAAGAAGGACCAGUCUUCGAUUCCGAUGAUGAAAAUGCUGAAAAUGAAGAAGAUGAUGAAGCUGAGGAAGCUGAAGGCGAUGAAGAUGAUUUAUCAAGUGAAGAAGAGACGCUGAAAGAGUUCAUGGCUCCUCAAGAUAGCAAAAAACGUAAAGCUGAUAGUGAUGAAGAAGCAUCGACUAGUAAAUUGACCUCCAAACAAAAACGAGCCUUAGAAAGGGCCAAAAAAUCAAAGAAGAUCGGUGUUCACUUCUACCAAAAGGUUGAUGUUAAAGGUCGAAGAUCGAGUAAAAAGAAGCAAAAUGAUUAGCUUGCCAAUGGCUCUUAAAUCGUUAUACACCAUCAUGUUUGUUUGUCAAUAAAUUUAUACAACAAUCCUUUAA